AUGGCUGCGUAUGGGGAUUGCGUGGGAGGAAGUAGGGAAACUGAUAGGAUCGAGGAAGAUGAAGGGAGCGAAAAUGAUAAUGGGAGUGAGGGGAAUGGAGUGGGUGGCCAAGUGGGUAGUGGGGGGGUAGUAGGAAGGCGAAGGAGACGGGCAGUGAGUGAUGUUGAGGGCAGUGGGAGAAAGCGACACAAGCAGGAUGAGGCAGGAGGCGGAGAGCAUGCACGAGGCAGAGAGCAGGAAUGUGGGCCAUUAGACCUGGCAGCUUCGCCGGUGUUGAAAUACAGUGCGAGAGAGGGGCGUGGGGAAAACGAUGGCAGGGGGGUUCAGCGAGACUGGCUAGUGGAGCGGCGAGACCAAGAAGACGCUGGUGGGUCGAGCAGGCAUGAGGGGAACACGCAUUUGGGAUUGGCGGAUGAAGAGGGUAAAAUGCGAGCAAGCGAGGAAGACCGGAGCCUCUUGCUCACUGCAGCAGGACUCUCUCUUUGCCUUGGGGAUUCCACCGGAAAGCGCUUUGGUGGUGGCGGUGAUGGUGUUGGCGCUGCGGAUGUUUCCACAGCAAUAUGUGUCGGCAUAAGCGCGGGAGGAGAAACUAUGGGGUGUGGUCGUGAUGGUAUAGGCGAUGCUGCUGCCAUGGGUACUGCUGGUUGUGCCGUUGCUGCUUCUGAUGCUACUACCUUUCAUGCAAAGGCUGUGAGCGGCAUAACUGAGAAAGGAGGAGAGGUGGCAGCAAAGAGCAGGAUGGGCGUGUCAGGAGGAAGCACAUGCGGUGUGGGGGAAGUUCAGCUUGACGUGGGAAGGAUUUGGAGCAGAGGAGCAAGGGAAGGACAGGGGGAAGGGCACAAUGAAGGGGCGGCUUUGCUGGAUGGCAGUAGAGGAGUAAAGGAGAGUGGACGGGUGGAGCAACAAGGGGACGAUGCUCCCUGUGCUGGUGGAGAAGCGGCUGCAGCCGCUGGCUUUUCCGGUGCUGGUGCUGGCGCGUCCGGUGCUGCUGGUGGUGGUGGUGCUGGUGAUGGUGCUGCUGAUUCUGGUCUCGGAAGAAUAGGGGAGGUGGGCAGUGGGUCCGGUUUAGGGUGGCAACAAAGGAUGGUAAACCGGGUCCUGGUAUCAACGAGUAAUGGUCGUGCCGACCGUGCGAAUAGAGAAGGAGACCUCUCACAGCGGAGCAAGAGUAGGGAGGCAACAGAAAGGAAAAAUAUUUGGCUUUCUGUGGCACGGGAGGGCACAUUUGGGGGAGGUGGAUCUGCUGCAAACAGCCACGGGAAAGAAAGGGCGGUACGUGCAUCAUCAGAAAACCGAAGGUUGAGAGACAGCAGAGGAGUAGCAGAGGCAGGUACAAGUGGGGCAGGCUUAAGUGAGGCAGCGCACUCUGAUGGAAGAAGCCAUGAGAGGGAGAGGGCCCAGCAGGUGUUGGCAGAGAGCCAAACUGCGAGACGAGUAGAGAGUAGCGGAGGAGGGGAGCUCAAGGACGGCAGGAGAUCGAGAAGUGGUAAAAGCAGUGGACGGAGCGAGGAGCAGCAGAGUGAGAUGGGCACUAGCUGUGAAUCUGGGAGGGAGAGAGGGAGUGAAGAAGAUGGAGGAAGCAGAGGGGAAGGGGGGGGUGGAGAGGCGAGAGGGCGUGGAGGAGAGAGGGGGAGCGGCAAGGAGAGGGGGAGUGAAGGGGAUAAGGGAAGCGGCGGGGAGAAGGAGAGUGGAAACAGUGGAGGAGGGGCGAGAGGUGCAGCUGCAGCUCGGAAGCACAGGAGGACAUGUUUCCAUUCCAUGUGCCUUUCCAUCCUCUCAUUUCCAUUAUUCUCUCAAUCUCUCGAUCCCAUCCACGCUCCACUCGCUUCCUCCCUCACGGCAGUGGCCACACCGAAGCAGAUCAACGCGCUGAUGAAGGUGGACGGGCUCACCAACGAUGAGAUCAAGAGCCACCUGCAGGUGAGGAUGCUGGCAGGUGAGGAUGCUGGCAGAAAUACCGACUGCAGUCCCAUCGCCCCACCUCAGAGCCCCCCUGGCCCUCCACCCCCCACUGUGCCUCCCCCUCGGUCUGCUCCUCACCCUUCUCUUCCGCUGCUGCUAACACCCUCCCCCUUAAUUCCCUUCCCCCAUCCACCUCUUCCUCUCACUACGUCAGUCACGCCCAACCUCGGAAUCUAG
Closterium sp. NIES-65 is the source of this 2139-nucleotide messenger RNA. NCBI's taxonomy places the organism in Eukaryota, Viridiplantae, Streptophyta, Zygnematophyceae, Desmidiales, Closteriaceae. The record is from the annotation of a GenBank genome assembly.